Molecule: messenger RNA, 1450 nt
Organism: Cynara cardunculus var. scolymus (artichoke)
Lineage: Eukaryota; Viridiplantae; Streptophyta; Magnoliopsida; Asterales; Asteraceae
Product: ninja-family protein MODD
Exons: 2
Coding region: 86-1231 (381 amino acids)
Biological process (GO): negative regulation of DNA-templated transcription; signal transduction
Cellular component (GO): nucleus
Source: RefSeq, a predicted model, not a curated record
CCCCCUUUUCAAAUGCGAAAAAACCCUAGUUUCAAUCGGAUUUUCGAAACGGAAUUGGAGAGCUUUUUUUAUUUUGGUGAUUUUAAUGGCGAAGGACAUGAGCAUGUUGGAGACGAAAAGCGUUGGAAUCGUUGACGAAAAUGCGGAGGAAAAUGAACUGGUUUUGGAGUUGUCGAUUGGAGGAAUUUUUGGGAAAACGAAUGGUAAUAAUGGACGUGAAUCGGUGGAAAAGGAGGUUCCGGCGGUGGCGGUGGAGGCUUUGAAUGUUCAAUCGAAGCGUGAGAUUCAAGCUUUCCGGCGACGGGAAUUGCGGAGGAAGAGGGAAGAGAAGUUGAAGAAAUCGGUAGGUUUUGGUUCGUGUGGUUCAGUCAGUGGUCCAUUUGUGGAGAGCAAAGAGUGGUUGGAUGAGGUUUUGGAGAUUGAACCUGCACGUAAAAAAGAGCGGAUCGGAAACUUACCGGAAAAUAUCGGUUUGAUUCCAGCGGCGGCGCCGUUGACGAAUGGAUUCGUAAAUCAUAACGUGAUGCAGGUCACCAGCGGAGGUGAAGGUCAAGUUGUUCGACGGAUUGACGAGAGUGUAAAUACGAAGAGUUCUGUUUUCCGGCCGACAGUAUGCCGGAGUUUUAGGCCGUAUCAGGGGAGUAGGAAUCUGAAAGCUAUUGAAGAUGAGAUAGAAGGCAAUGGACGACGGAAUGGUAAUGUAAAUUCAAGCGGUUCCGGCGGAUGUGGUUCCUCUGCGUUUUCCGAUAGCCAAUGCUCCUCUCGCCAAGGUGGUGCUACAGAUGAUAGCAGAAGCAACUCGAGCAACUCUCAGUUGGACCAACAACUGCCAAAUACUUCAGUUGCAAGUGACCCAUCUGAUUCCUCCAAACCAACGGUCUCAACCAACAAGUUGACAGACUCGACCGUAUGCGAGCCGGGUCCAUUGAAACCAAAUGACCAAUCCAACCUACCCGGCUCAAAUAUCUCGAACCCACCUUCCAAGCUCGACUUUGCAACGCAACAGGCCUCGUUCCUAUCCCGAAUGCCAUGUGUCUCAACCACCGGAAACGGACCAAACGGGAAAACGGUUAGCGGGUUCUUAUACAGAUACACAAAAAAUGAAGUUAGUAUUGUGUGCGUAUGUCAUGGACAGUCGUUCUCACCGGCUGGGUUCGUGGAGCAUGCGGGUGGUGUCGAUAUCAUUCAUCCAUUGAAGCACAUCACCAUAUUUCCAACUGCUUUUGCUUGACUUCAAGAUUUCGGAUCUUUUUCAGCUGCUACCUUUUUACCGGUGGUUAUUGCAUCUAACAGAGAUUUCGGGUUUUCUUUUUCACAAAAUGUGUAUUUUCUUUUACUCCAUGAUCACUGAUAUUGGGAGCAUAUGGCGUGUCGUAAAUGUUCUUAGAUACUUGAUUGAUCUCUUAAAGGUUAUUUUACCCAAUUGUAAGUAUGGAAUUUUGAUGAUGAG